Dendronephthya gigantea is the source of this 2919-nucleotide messenger RNA. Its product is annotated as fibrillin-3-like. Gene Ontology annotation, molecular function: calcium ion binding. The record is from RefSeq and is a predicted model, not a curated record. Gene Ontology annotation, biological process: cell communication. Gene Ontology annotation, cellular component: membrane. The transcript is spliced from 22 exons. Lineage: Eukaryota; Metazoa; Cnidaria; Anthozoa; Malacalcyonacea; Nephtheidae. The coding region runs from base 159 to 2744 and encodes 861 amino acids.
UAAACAAAAUGGUGGGCGAACCGUCGCUUUUGGCUGAAAAGAAACGAAGCUACAACGCUACAAAGAUAAGGCAUUGCAUCAUACUUUCCACAAUGCAUCUUUGAGAUUGAGUGAGACAUUUGUUUGUUGAAAUAUCGCGAUAACUCGCCUAAAACGCGAUGAAAAUUUACGAAAUCAACACAAAAAUGCAGUUAUGGCAGUCGAUAUACUUGCAUAUCUUUGUAUGUGCUCUGGAAAUUGUGUCAUCAACAGGACAAGUUAGGUUUGGAUUCAAAAGUUCAACCUACACCGUUGGUGAGGCAGAUGGUAAAUUGCAAGUUUGUCUUAAUGUUAGCAAUUUUGAUGGGACUUCUUUUUCAGGAACAUUAACGUUCAGAAAUGGCACUGCAACAAGCGGAGAAGAUUAUUCAGAUGAUGAGAAAUCUGUUGGAAUACAAAGUUUUAUUCAAAAAACUGAUUGCGAAAAUAUUGAUAUAAUUGAUGAUAACAGUUAUGAAGGCAGCGAAAAUUUUACAGUUGUUUUGAUGUUAAAUGACCCCAACGUUCAAAUUACUAUUGGCGAAGCGACAGUGACUAUCACAGAUAAUGACGCUGCCCCCCCGCCCCCUGUUACAUUUGGAUUCCAAAGCUCAACCUACACCGUUGGUGAGGGAGAUGGUCAAUUGCAAGUCUGUCUUAAUGUUAGCAAUUUUGAUGGGACUUCCUUUUCAGGAACAUUAACAUUCAGAAAUGGCACUGCAACAAGCGGAGAAGAUUACAAAGUUUUAGUAGGUUUUGACAAAGAUGUUGGAAUUCAAAGUUUUAUUCAAACAACUGAUUGCGUUGAUAUUCCGAUAAUUGAUGAUAACAGUUAUGAAGGCAACGAAAAUUUUACAGUUGUUUUGAUGUUAAAUGACCCCAACGUUCAAAUUACUAUUGGCGAAGCGACAGUGACUAUCACAGAUAAUGAAGAUUUUGACGAAUGCAUUGCAAAAUCUCAUAAUUGCCAUCAGAACGCCUACUGCAGUAAUACUGAUGGUUCUUUCAAUUGUUCAUGCAUGAGCGGCUACUUCGGAAAUGGAACUGACUGUGAAGAUAUCGAUGAAUGUGACGCGACUUCUCAUAAUUGCCAUGACAAUGCAUACUGUAACAAUACUAAUGGAUUUUUCAAUUGUACAUGUAAAAAAGGCUACUCAGGAAACGGAACUGACUGCAGAGAUAUCGACGAAUGCUUUGCAAAAUCUCAUAAUUGCCAUCAUAACGCCUACUGCAAUAAUACUGAUGGUUCUUUCAAUUGUUCAUGCAAGAGCGGCUACUUCGGAGAUGGAACUGACUGUGAAGAUAUCGAUGAAUGUGGUGUGAGUCCUCAUAAUUGCCAUGACAAUGCAUACUGUAACAAUACUAAUGGAUCUUUCAAUUGUACAUGUAAAAAUGGCUACUCAGGAAAUGGAACUGACUGUAGAGAUAUCGACGAAUGCAUUGAAAAAUCUCAUAAUUGCCAUCAUAACGCCUAUUGUAACAAUACCGAUGGUUCUUUCAAUUGUUCAUGCAAAAGCGGCUACUUGGGAAAUGGAACUGACUGUGGAGAUAUCGAUGAAUGUGGUGUGAGUCCUCAUAAUUGCCAUGACAAUGCAUACUGUGACAAUACUAAUGGAUCUUUCAAUUGUACAUGUAAAAAUGGCUACUCAGGAAAUGGAACUGACUGUAGAGAUAUCGAUGAAUGCAUUGAAAAAUCUCAUAAUUGUCAUCAUAAUGCCUACUGCAAUAAUACCGAUGGUUCUUUCAAUUGUUCAUGCAAAAGCGGCUUUUUGGGAAAUGGAACUGACUGUGAAGAUAUCGAUGAAUGUGGUGUGAAUUCUCAUAAUUGUCUUUUCGACGGCUACUGUAAAAAUACUGAUGGAUCUUUCAAUUGUAUAUGUAAAAAAGACUACCCAGUAAACGGAACAGACUGCAGAGAUGUCGAGCAAUGCAUUGAAAACUUGACGAGGGCUAUCGUUGAAAAUGAUGCCAAUUUGGCUGGUUCCGUUAUAGUUAGGGUAGUUAUUAUGAAUCGUGAAUAUCAGCUGGGAUUUAAUAAUCGUUCAAGCUUAGAAUACACAAAAACCGCUCUGGAAAUGUGUUUGACAGGCAUCAACAUAUUCAGAAGUGCGAACCUCACUUCGCAAAUUGCUUCAUUCUUCGUUGCAAAUUUAACUAAUGGCUCUCUAGCUGUCGACAUCGUCCUAACAUUUAACGAUGUAACUGGAAUUACCUACGAAGAUCUUCAAAGAGAAUUAGCCGCAACAUUGAUCGUAACAAACAGCGGCACAUUUCUUCCUGGCACCAACCUACAACUCAGCGCUAACACUGAUCCCGCUAGCACUGAAUUGGCUGGUCUUUUUAUAUUUGAAGAUAUCGAUGAGUGCAAACCUGCACAAAUUAUUCAAGCCCCUGAUUGCGGUGAAAAUGCAACAUGCGUCAACAGAAAUCUUACUUACGAUUGUAUCUGUAAUGAAGGCUUCGUCAAGAAUGGCAGUGAUUGUAUUGUUGCUCCAAUCUUUGGAGUCGACAAAAGUGUAGUUGAGGACGUAAAACAUGUCCUAAGAGUGGUGUUGGGAUGGCUUGGGCUAUGUUUUGCGGUUGCGUUGGUAAUUGUAAUAAUUACUGGUUUUAGGCUCUUGGAAAAAAAUAGGCAAUAUGAUUUGAAACCACGAGUGAUCACUGCUCCAGCACACCGUCCCACAUUUAAUAAUCUUUAUUAUGGCAAUGAAAACUAUCCUUUGUGAUGUAAAAGAGGAACAGACAAUUUUUCUACACGUACCGUACAUCAUUUGUAGCUCUGGGUAUCAGGGCCUAGACUAGAUUCAAUAGCUAUGUGUUACAUAUUUAUAUUCUCACUUUGCCGGAAUUCUUUUGGACGUCGUAUAUUAUCGAGGUAGUUUCGACCCUACUUGGAAUCAG